CAGUCGGCCCUGACGUCACCCGCACUCGGGUAUAUAAGGCCUGGUCGACGUCCCGAUCGUCAGUCGAACCCAGAUAGUUCAAGUCACCAGAAUGAGACAGCUUGUAGUGAUCGUGGCGGUCCUUGGUGCGACUAUGGCAAUGCCUCAGGUCGCCCGAGACAACACCUUCACCAAGAUUCUCUCAUUCGAAUCUUUCCAAGAUGGCAAUAACUUUGGCCACGAGCUCGCUCAAGAGGACGGCACCACCUCUGGUCAGAAGAUAGGCCCCGACGGUCUUCUGUAUGGGUUCUACUCUUACAUCCAGCAGGACGGCAACCGCGUGAAGGUUCUGUGGAGGGCAGGUGAGGGCGUCGGAUACGAGGUCCUCGGUGUUGAGGGUCUGAACCAAGAGGGUCUUGGCAACCUGAGGGCUCACAAUCAGCCCUCUACAGCCCCUAGAACCGUCGCCCCACGGCCCGCUCCCCGUUCCCGUGCCCAGUCUGUGCCCCGCGUGCCUCCUACUCCUUCCCAUGCCCCAGUCCACAUCCCCCGCACCGCUUCCACCCUCCCUCAGGGCCAUUUCAUGCCCACUCCUGCCCCUAUUUACCCCCAGGAUCCGUCCCAUACCCCCCACAGGUUCGACUACCCAGCCGUGCUCAACCUGGAGAGAACAGGCACUGGGUACGUGUCUUCCCUGACGGCGGCGUAAAGAUGGCGUCGGUAUCUCUGUAUAGUUGAAUAUAAAAUUAUAUUUGUCUCUUGUAGAGUCUUAAUGAUUAAAUAAAAAACUCCCAUUUUUUAUAUAUAUA
Molecule: messenger RNA, 788 nt
Organism: Homarus americanus (American lobster)
Lineage: Eukaryota; Metazoa; Arthropoda; Malacostraca; Decapoda; Nephropidae
Exons: 2
Coding region: 92-688 (198 amino acids)
Source: RefSeq, a predicted model, not a curated record